AUGUGCCACGAUGGGGCCUUUGCUGGAAUGGCAGGGGGCAGUGGUAUCACUAGCGACGCAGAGAGCGAGGCACAAAGUGAUACCGACACCGAAUCCGAUGAAAACCAAACAAAAUGCGACCAAGACGAAACCUGCGUACCUUCGCAUGCGAAUAACUCAAAGUUCCAACUCCGCGCCAUGAUUUAUUGGUUCUCUGCCCGUGGAUGCAACACUGCAUUGAUGAACAGCAUGGAGCUGCGUGACACCAAGGUCAUGAUCAUGGUGAUCGAGGGCUCUGCCAGGCGCACUACGAAUCGCAUUCUACCGGACCGUUUCGAUACAAACAUUAAUGCCCAAAGCGAGAACCGGUUAAAUGGGGGCUUUGAACUUCACAUUGUGAAUGAAUCCCUCGCUAGGUUCAAGCUAAACUCGAACCCAAGACGCGCUGCAGAUACCAUAAUCGACCCCAACGACAUUGUGCUGAGCCAGGAACACAUCAACGAGCUUUUGCAACGGGUCAUGGAAGAUCAGAAUUCAAUGACACAACGUCAAUGUCUUGUGAUUACCACACUGAGCGUCAUGCUCUCAGACCUUAUUGAGAAAAGCCCUGAGAACAAGACAGAAGCACAGGCCAUGAUAUUGCAUCUUGUACUUCUACAAAAAACUCAGCUGUCUGAUCGGGGCAUGAGACCCCAGAAGGAUCGAAGUUCCCAAUUCUUUGAAGUGUUUGUGAGUAUAGCAAGGGCUGUCCUCACAUCCACCUGUUGGACAGACAUCAUGACAAAAAAUGGUUCAAGUUGUGAUAUUUCCGAUUGUCUCGAUGGAAAUGUGUUCUUCGCAGCCCAUGCGAUGCUGAGAGCGUAUGGUUUGAAAAACGUGCUCUGCCCAGCCACAUUGCCGUCUUUCAACACCAUCGCGUCUUGUGUGGACAAGAUUUGUGGAACGAGUCUGCAGUGCAAAACCGUGAAAAAUGAAGUCACCUCCAGAAAAGCCCCAACAGGCAAUCCGAAGAAAGCAAAGAAAAGCAAAACAGAGCAAAAGAAGAGCCCUUCAAGUCAAGCACUUGGUACUGUUCUGCCAUUCUCCAACUCAGUAUUCGAUGAUCAUCUCAAGCCUGUGCACCUCGAAGUUGGCGAGUCUACUGAACCAAAAAACAACCAAAAAGCACCAAAAGAGUUCAUAGAAGAAAAGCAUUGGCAUAAUUUUAAGCCACUUGAAGAGAAGGGAAGAACCGUGUUGACACCAAAAGAACAGCAACGUUAUCGAAAAAGGAACCAGUUCUUCAUGUCAGAGAUGGAGAAUUAUGCAGCGAGUUUCGCAGGUUCUACAGGGUCUACUUCCCCGGAAAUCAUCUUGACUGGUGCUCCCCUUAAGUCGAAUCAAAGUGUUCGCACAAAGCCUCAUCAAAAGUCUACUCCAAACAACAAUCGGUCUAGCGGCGAGGCGAUGAAUGGUCUAAACAAAAAGAAAAAUGCCCAAAACAAAUCUGGAAAUCCGGACGUCAGAGCCCUUGCGGCUGCUUCAAUUCAACAGAAGGCAACAGAAGCAGCACAGAGGCAGAAACAGAAGUGGAAAGCAGUGUACCAAGAGCAAUUUGCGUGCAUUGCUGACCUUGAGAUUCGGUUUACCAAGCUCAACCAUUACCUCUCAACGAUGUCAAAGGAAAUAAGAUGUGUGCUAGAGCCUGAUGCUCUGUUGUGUCUUAUUCAUACCUUGGUGCAGUUGAUUUUCAUCGAACGCCAAAGUAUAGACGAAAACAGACAUCUUUUCAUCGUGACGCGCAUCUGGGAAAUCAUUUCUCGCCUGAUCAAGAUAAAGGAAGGAAUUUCUACUGAUAUGUUGCAUUAUGUCAAUAAAGUAUGUCAGAUGCUCGGGUUGCCUUCUGUUCAAAUCGAGCUUCAAUCCAAGGAGCCUUUGUCUUUCAAACCCUUCGAGCCUCCAACGGAAUUUAGUAUGCGCAUCGGGAUCUCCCCAGUUGAAUUUCAACUUUCACACGGUGGUCAUUGCAUGGAGCGUACAAUUGAAGCUUCGCCUGAUCCCCGAACACCUGACUUUGACCCUGAUCUCUGGCAGCGAAAAGUUCUGGACCAAAUUGAUCUCAAAAAGAGUGUUUUCAUAGUGGCUCCAACCAGUGCAGGAAAGACGUUCAUCUCGUUCUAUGCAAUGAAACAGAUCCUGAAAGAGGACGACGAAGGAAUCCUUGUUUAUGUUGCACCCACCAAAGCUUUGGUCAAUCAGAUUGCAGCCGAAGUACUUGCCCGGUUUUCCACAUCAUACCCACCAAAGGCAACCGGAAAGUCAGUCUGGGCCAUUCAUUCACGAGAUUACCGCAUCAACGACCCCAAGGGCUGCCAGAUUCUAAUCACAGUACCGCAUAUUCUUCAAAUAAUGUUGCUCGCUCCAACCAACGCCAAUGCAUGGACCCCUCGGAUCAAACGAAUAAUCUUUGAUGAGAUUCAUUGCAUUGGUCAAGCCGAAGAUGGUGUUGUCUGGGAGCAGUUGUUACUCCUGUGCCCGUGUCCAAUCGUGGCCCUAUCAGCCACGGUUGGAAAUCCUCAGGACUUUUAUGAUUGGCUACAUCUCACACAAAAAGCCAAUGGAUUGGAUCUGGAGAUGAUUCAACAUCGCCAUCGGUACUCGGAUUUGAGGAAGUAUGAAUACCAAACACCGGAGACCUUUUCCUUCAAGGGUUUCUCAUCCCCAAUUGGGUUACCCCGUUUGGGCUUGGAUGAGACGAAGGAUAUGAGAUUCAUACACCCUGUCACAAGCCUUGUCGAUCGCUCCAAGCCAAUGCCCGAUGACCUGGAUCUUGAGCCCCGUGAUUGUUUGAUGUUGUGGAAAGCAAUGAACAAUCUUCAAACGGAGAAUUUCCCAAUGAAAGCUUCUCUAAACCCCUCAGUCUUUUUCUCGGAGAUUGUGAUAAAGAAAGCGCACAUCAUUGAAUGGCAGAAACAGCUCAAAACUCUAUUGGCAGAGUGGAUGAGAGAUCAAGACUCUCCAUUCGACCAGCUUUUGCUUGAUCUGGGAGCACCAACAUCGGAAUCCAUGCCAAAAGAGGCAGAGAAACUAUCCAAGGCCCCAAUCCAGUCAACUGAUGGUGAUGCCAGUCUCAUCUACGAUACGCUUCCUUUGGUGUUCUCGCUGCACUCCCAGGGCGCCCUGCCAGCCUUGUUCUUCAACUACGACCGCAGUAAAUGCGAAUAUCUGGGUCGCAACUUGUUGGAACAACUCCAAGUCUCCGAAGCCGAAUGGAAAGCGGAGAGCUCAGUGUGGAAGAAGAAAGUGGAAAAAUGGAACGCAUGGAAAACUGUCCAAGAUGCAAUGAAGAAAAAGACUUCAAACAGCACGAAAAAGAAAAGAGCUGGGAACGAUGGCGAUGACGAUGACGAUGGACCAGGAUCCAGAGGAGAUCAAAUCAAGGAUUCGGCCUCCAAAGAAUCCACAGAAUUCGAGAGAUUCAACCCCGAGCAGCCUUUGGAUAACUUCAACCUUGCAGAUUCAAGGAAAGUUGGGCCCCAGGAAUUCUCCGAACUUGCGAGUGAGUUAAAGGCACGCCUUGUACCCCAAUUCUUGAUAGACGGCCUGGAGCGCGGUAUCGGAGUUCAUCACUCUGGGUUGAAUCGCAGAUAUCGCUCUGUUUGCGAGAUGCUUUUCCGCAAAGGGUAUUUACGUGUCGUUUUUGCCACUGGAACACUGGCUUUGGGUAUCAACAUGCCUUGCAAGACGGUCGUGUUUUUAGGUGACUCAAUCUAUCUGACAGCUCUCAAUUUCCGACAAGCGGCUGGUCGAGCAGGACGUCGUGGAUUUGAUCUUCUGGGAAAUGUGAUCUUCCAGGGUGUUCCAUCCUCAAAGGUGCACCGGCUCAUCAGGUCAAGACUUCCCGACUUGAGUGGUCAUUUCCCAAUAACGACAAGUCUUGUUCUACACUUGUUCAUCCUCCUCCAUGGAUCUAAGCAAGCUGGGUCUGCGAUCAAGUCUAUCAAUUCGCUACUAUCAAGCCCGCGGAUCUACCUAGGAGGUUCGCAGAUGAAAGAGACAGUCCUACACCACCUCCGUUUCUCCAUUGAAUAUCUCCGGCAAAACAGUCUCUUGGAUAUGAAAGGCGUGCCUUUGAACUUUGCAGGCUGUGUCUCGCAUCUAUACUACACCGAGAACUCCAGCUUCGCUUUCCACGCCCUGCUGAGCUCUGGAUAUUUGCAACAGCUGUGCAAAGAAAUUGUGUCAUACCCCAAAAGGACAGUCCUAAAUCUCAUGCUGGUGAUGGCACAUCUUUUCAAGCGACUUCCACUGCGACCGGCAGUAUUGGAACGGUACCAGACCGUGGAGAAGAAACCGUCCUCAAUCGUGGCUCUCCCUCCACUGCCCAGUGGAGCAACGAAAAGUUUGAGGAAACACAACAAGAAGGUGCUUGAGAUAUACACAGCAUAUGUCUCUAGCUUUGUGGAUCAGCAUAUUCAAAACCCAGACUGUCAUCUUCCGUUCAGUGGAAUGAAAUGCGGCGGGGACAAGUCUCUCGCUGAACUUGGGUUCCCAAAAUUCAACCAAAUCUCCCCCAAGAUCGUAUCCCCAUUCUAUGCUCUAUCAGGAAAUGGUGACAAAUGUGCUACGAUCUCUGAUCUCUGCCAAAUGAUACGGAGUGGAGUGUGGAUUGAAGAGUCCGUUAUUCCGUACUUGGCUGCAUCUCCGAACAUCAACGCCUACCUUUACGAUUUCUUCAAGCAUGGCAAUGUUUCACAGCUAGAGAGCGCCAAUAGAAUUCGCCGUGGAGACAUUUGGUUCCUGCUGAAUGAUUUCUCCUUGGUAUUGUCGACGAUCAACGCCAGUCUACGCGCGUUUCUUGAUCCGACAGGGAAAAUGCAGACCGAUCAGUCGAUAUAG
Messenger RNA from Penicillium salamii, 4857 nucleotides. NCBI's taxonomy places the organism in Eukaryota, Fungi, Ascomycota, Eurotiomycetes, Eurotiales, Aspergillaceae. The record is from the annotation of a GenBank genome assembly.